Molecule: messenger RNA, 4662 nt
Organism: Opisthorchis viverrini
Lineage: Eukaryota; Metazoa; Platyhelminthes; Trematoda; Opisthorchiida; Opisthorchiidae
Exons: 6
Source: RefSeq, a predicted model, not a curated record
GUAAAAGCCAGUCGAAACGUGACAGAUGGCGGAAUUCCAUGCACUACUCCAACGGAUACUCACCCAGUUUCCUUAUCUGGACAUGUUACCCCGAAAUUAACUCUUUCCGGUCCACUCCAAUCUGUUGUGAAGCAACAAGAUCCUAUGAAUGUGAAUCUCUCCACACACUUGUCCUCACGUCCCACUUCCUUCUCCACACCCUCAUCAGCUUCUCAUGCAGCUCACUUGAUUCACUUCACCGAUGAUUUUGAUUUGCCGUCGAUGAAGCCGAUCGGAGGAUCCCCACUAAUGGAUGAUGACGAUGACGAUAUGCGCUCUCUCCUAGCAGCAGCGGCCGCUGUUGCCGCUUCCGUUUCCCCUGGGUCACCUCAUUUGCGAUCUUCGUCCUCUGGUCUGAAUACUCCACCUGAUACCAGGGUUUGUCGCCCACUAGAUGUCGAGCUAGAUGGGAGUGUGAAGACCAAUGUGGAACGCAGUGAACAUGGUCUGCACACUGCUGGUGGUGCAGCACUACUUGUUUCUCGCCUCAACUCCACAGCGGCCGCCUUGGCGAAGGCAGAAGAUCCACUUGGCCUUCAACUGAUCCCUUCAAAUACAUCAAUUGGUGGUUUCAGUCCAAAUAAUGCUAUGGAGAAUUACACGUCAACCCUUGGUGUAUCAAGUCCCGCCUCUCAGUUUUUCACCAUAUCCUCUUCAUUGACCUCAGAAUGUCGUAUACUUCCAACUUCUAGAGAUUCACCGUUGCACACCAAUUCUCUAGCUAGUUCCAUAAAGUUUCCUAGCCCUAGCCGUGAUCCAUUCAUCUGUAACAGUACUUUUGUUCGUGAAACUAGUUCACCGUCUACCUUAUCCACUCCACCACAACCCCAUCCCAAACAGAGCUUUGUCGAUUUUGAUGUCCCAUGCCAGAAUCAACGACAUUCAGCAGAGACGGUGGCCACCACCACAUGUUCAUCAUUUCCCACUGCUCCCUCGCAUUAUUCUCAACCAAAUUUUGGUCGUGUUACUGAUGCUUCAGUUGUUCGUAGUGUUGCAGCUACGACGGCAGUUUCGGAUAGCACUUGGGCGUGUCCGACAUCACCUUUACUUCUUCCCACAACCGUUCUUUCCGAUAAGCAGGGUAUAUCCCCGAAUACCGUGGGCCCAAAUUCGCAUAUUCCUACUACUUCUGUUUCAUCCCCUUUUCCACAUGAUGACUGCUUUCCCAUCACAUCCACACUACCGCUAAAAACAGAAUCACCAACUCGGAUCGCAGCACUAGUGACAUCCGAAACUGUCUUGACAAACAAAAUGACCCUAGCAACUGUUGAUAAUAAACCACCGAGAAAUUCCUGCGACACUCCUGUGUACCCUUCCUCUAAUUUACAUACUUUGGGCGGGCGAAAUACACCCUCUCGUUCCACUGACAACAGUGUCCCAUCCAUCCCAGCCGUCGACCACCAGUUUGGCGAUAUGGAUAGCAAUGCUAACAAGACUCAACCUGCUGUAAAUUCAGAGAACAGAAAUAUUACCUGUGAUCAUUCUCCGAUGAACCCGACCACCAAUAACUCUCCCUAUUCCGGUUCGGGACCAGCACAAUCAGAUCUCGUGCAUUCGCCCGGUUCACAACUGAAUUUCCUCAACAGCCAUGCACCGGAUACUCUGGGUUCGCAUUCAGGUGAACUUUGCUUUCUGAACAGAGACGCCUCGAAAUCGAAUGAUAUCAGUGACAUAGACGUUCUCAUAUCAACUGCAGAAGAACCCAGUCCUAUUCCAAACAAUACUGUAAACAAUGGUGAUCAUCCAGAUGAAGAUACAGCGUGUGAUGAAGCAGAGUAUGUUUCCGCAGCCGUUGCAGCUGUAGAAGACGUGGUCUACGCGCUUGCUGGAAAUAGAAAGCCGGAUCCAGCUCUGGAGGUCGACCCAUCUCUCGAAGGGACUGGAACUGAUAGGAUUCUCACCCUCAGUCUAGCUCCGAUCAAUACGAGCUCAGUGUUAUCAAAUUCUGGGCUUGAAGCAAAUGGGAGCGAUACACAUGAUCUGUAUUCUUGUUGGCUUUUGUUCCUAGUCUACAACGAGGUAUCAGCAUGUUACCAAUUGGAUAGUCGUUCAUUUCUUGAUCAUUUUUUUUCUAUCUGCUCCUCUUUACAUCACAUAUCUUCAUUUGCGAACAUUCAGUCUUCUGAAAAUAUAUCCCCGAACGGCAUGGAUGAAGCGCCAGACUCGCAGACGACCACAUCGGCAGUAAAUAUUGCGCCCUCAACUAACUGGGAACGCCUGGACAAUAAGGGUGACUUCCCUUGUUCUGCAUGCAAUCGUGUCUUCUCCCAGAAGGCGCUGCUUUUGAAGCACCGAAUUAUGCACGACGAACCGAAGCAUACGUGCGACACGUGUGGUCGGUGUUUUGUCAGAGAAGAUAAACUGAAACGUCACGUGAUGUCCAUUCACACGACGGAAAAACCGCAUGUUUGUGGUAUAUGUACCAAGGCAUUUUCCCGAAAGGACAAACUGAAGGACCAUUUGAAGCAUCACGAACGGGCAGCAAGGAACUUCGAGUGUCAACAGUGUCAGCAGCCUUUUGUUCAGAAGUCGGACCUCAACCGACACAUCCGUGGGGUACAUCAGGGUGAGCCUGGAGUGGGGAUUAACAUGGGUACCAAGCGAAGAGCCCCAGGUCUAGCACCUGUCAAAUUAAACAAGAAAAAGUCUAAAAGCAAUGGGAGCUUGAUUUCAGCAGGGAAUACCUCUCCCUCAAGCGCCGACCAGCUAGCUAGUCAACCAAACCGGAUAGCUCUGAAAUCGGUGAAUGGCCGAUCAUCCCAAGCCUCAGCGUGCCUGCGAACAAAAUUAGAGGACGGUGGGUCUCCGUCACAACCGUCUUCAACGGUACUCGAUUCCAGCUUGUCCGCGAACAGUGUAACUGCCUCCAUUGCUGCCGCAGCAGCCGCCGCUGGUCUAAACACUUUUCCACCAGCUCCCACCGCUCAUGCUUCAACACCUGUUUUUGUGACAGGGGCUGCUUCUGGACUGAUGUUGCCUACAAUGACAUUGACCCAAGCAGCAGCCCAACACCAUUUGGUUCAGCAACAACAAGCCGCAGCGGCUGCUGCAGCGGCAGUCAUGCUUCCCGGGGGAGCGAUGACCACAAUAACCCAAGCUACCCACCCGUCUGUUUUCGCUUUGCAGCAUCAACAACACCAGCAGGCACUUCAGCAACAACAGCAACAGUUUUUUGCGAUGGCUGCUGUUCCAACCAACUUGACUCAGUCAUCAGCCACAGCACAAGAGCAGCAGCAGCGACAACAAUCGGCCGCUUCUGCCGUGCAGCAACAGUUUCAUCUCCAGCCGGAAUUGAAGGCCGUAGCCACUCCUUCUGGCCCGAUGAUGGUGUGGACUCGCAUUGCGGCGGCUAAUCAGGCUGCACAAGCUCAUCCUUUAGCUGGCCAUGCCGUUUUCCCUCAGAUGGUCGGUUUUCAUCCAGCGGGGGCACAGCAGCAACUUCAACAGCAUCUCCAACAACAACAAGCUGUAGCGGCGCAACAACAGCAACAGUUGCUGCAGCAACACCAUGCAAGUUACGCGGCAGCGGCCGCCGCAGCUGCUGCUGCUGGCACACAGUUGGUAGCGGUCUCGGGCCACCAGCAAGUUGUCGGGGCUGGCCAGGCUGGUGUCGCUAAUCUACAAGCUAGCCCUGUACAACAGUUUCAACUCCACCAACAAGCACAACAGAUUCAGCAGCAGCAGGCAGCCGCCUUGGCCGCUCGUCAACAGGCCGCACACAACCUUCUGUUUCCAACCAGUGGAUCUGCUGCUGGAACAGCUCCUGCAAGCUUUUUCUGCAAUCCCACCGAAGGAAUGCCAGCAGGGUUAAUUUUGGCUUCGUCGGCCGAUCCUGCUAGCUUCGCCUUAGCCGCGGCUGCUCAGGCCCAAGCAGCUGCAGCUGCUGCCGCCGCCCAGCAACAGACCGGCGCUACCAAUGGGACAGUGCUACCAGCAGUCUCAGCCAACGCCUUGUCAGCUUCCGCCCUGGCAGCAGCCACGGGUUUGCAGGUUGUGGCGGGCUACUCCGAUGCUCAGCACGCUGUCGCUCAUCAACAAGCGCAACAGCAGCAACUACUGCUCCAACAACAGCACCAACAACGCCUAGCUGCCGUAGCGGCUGCAGCAAGUGCCGUUCAACCGAACGGUGUUCCCACUUCGAAUUCCGUGACCACUCUCACGAGUACCAAUGGUUCUGGUGGUGGUGUGGACAAUAAUACAUCCACCUCCGUACAAGAGGGUCAAAUUCUACAACAAACCAACGCUCAACUAGCAAUGACUCAGCCAGACUCCGCAGUAGCCAUGAACAAAGCUUUCGAACAGAACUCAUACCUGUGUGCCAUGGAUUCUGCGAUGGCGUGCGUUCUAGACCCGAAUCUGCGUGAUAACUUCGGACCAACGAAUUGGAUAAUAGUAAGUGCCGUUUCAGAAUCUACAACUUUUGCCAGAACAGUCCUAACGAAAUCUUCGGAGGGUCAGGAAGUUAUAGGUUUGGAACUGCGUGCGGACGAAUUUGUCGUCGUCCGGCUGAUGGCAGCGAACCCCGCAGGAGCAAGCGAACUGGUAGACACAAGGUGGCCUAGCGAGCCAAUUGAUCUUUCUGCUUUUCCGCAAACAGUCUUUGUCUAUAUUCUGGACGGUUGA